GAGAGCAAGGCCAUUGGGAAACCCUUUGUGAGAGAAAGGCAUAAAGGCAGCGGAGUGAAAAGAAAAGGGAAGCUCAUCUCUGUGUGUGUUUUGGUGAAGACGUCCGCAAAAAAAGGAAGAUGCUGUGGGUUGUGUUGGCAGUGGUGGUGGUGUUGGCAUCUGUCCUGGUACUCCUCCGUCAGAGCAGUGGUUUGCUGGCGCUUCUCUGGCACGAUGUGGUCCAUCAGCGGCUCCUGAACUUCUUCACAGGACUAUCACGACCACAGCGCAUCUUGAAAGCCGUCCAAAAAAACGCCACUAAAGGAAACCCAGAGAGCGUCAUCGCCGCCAUUGACCACUAUUGCAGACACAGCGAAUGGGCCAUGAAUGUGGGCGACGAGAAAGGCCUCAUACUGGAUUCAGUCGUGACAGAGGUGAAUCCCAGCACGGCUCUGGAGCUCGGUACAUACUGCGGAUACUCUACUGUUCGCAUCGCUCGCCUGCUCUCCCCUGGAACAAAACUCAUCACACUCGAAUUUAACCCAGACUACGCUGCUAUUGCACGGCAGAUAAUCGCCUACGCUGGCCUUCAGGACAAGGUUAUUCUAGUUGAGGGACCCUCAGGUGAUCUGAUCCCCAAAAUGAAGCAACAACAUGGAAUCAAAUCUUUCGAUUUUGUGUUUUUGGAUCACUGGAAAGAUCGUUACGUUCCAGACACCAAACUCCUUGAGGAGUGUGGUUUACUCAGAAAAGGCUCUGUCCUUUUGGCUGAUAACGUCAUUUGUCCUGGAACUCCAGAGUAUCUGAAAUACGUAAGAAACGACCCACGCUAUGAAAGCCGAUACUUCAAGUCCAACCUGGAGUACACCAAAGUAGAAGACGGCCUGGAGAAAUCGGUCUUCUUAGGAUGAACAUCUCAUUUCACGAUCUCACUAGAUGAAGCUGAUGCAAUGAAUGACUGUAAAACUGGGUUGACACCAGCAGAAGAGGAACAUUCCAAUUCCUGCAAAAUGUUUGUGUGUCUCGACAUGCCAAGUAUCCUUUUGUCCUUAACAAAACUAAGACACAACAAUAGGCCUGUCACAAUAUUCAACAAAUCCACUUAUCGUGCAAUACUUGGAGAUGGCCUCAAUAAUUUUUGCCAUUGCAAUAUAUAUUUACAAAUUCACAAAAAAACGUUAAAGCCGUUUUGUAAUGACAUUUACAUUCUACCUCAUAGGUGUCAAAGUUUAUAAUUGAACAUUUACCUAAUAUGACAUUUAAUAGUAUAUAAAGAAGACAUUUACCUAACAUCAAACUGUACAAUCUAAAAAACCUUAAGUAUGAGAAGUAUUUUAAAGUGUUUAUGGCAAUUUGCAUGAUUAGGUUAUAAAAUAAGUAUAUAUAGACAGGGUGGGCCAUUUAUAUAGAUACACCUUAAUAAACUUAUUGGGAAUUUCACAAGAAAAACAAUGGUGUGCUUGGUUUUAAACAUAACUUUAUUCUUUCGUGUUAUUUACAAGCCCCCUCACAUAUACUAAUGUGCCACAAGCAGGACCUUAACAUCACCAACCAUUCCCAUUUUAUUAAGGUGUAUCCAUAUAAAUUGG
Molecule: messenger RNA, 1568 nt
Organism: Danio rerio (zebrafish)
Lineage: Eukaryota; Metazoa; Chordata; Actinopteri; Cypriniformes; Danionidae
Source: RefSeq, a predicted model, not a curated record